CCCGCAGUUAAAGACGAGCUCCCGAGGCGGUGAGAAACGAGGCGGUAACCAUUCCUAUUCAGAGUUUCGAAGCUUGCAUCAUGCCCGGAACUGCCAGAUUAUAUUAAACAACCACUUGUUAAAAGAGAUAAGUGUAACGUUACACAAUCACAAUUUUAAUGCAACAAUUUUCUAGUGGGAGGUCAACAAAUUUUGUUUGACGCUGCCCAUGUAGCUACACUAGUAGGAUUGUGCUGUGGAUACACCAGUGAAUGCUCCUCUCCAACAGAUUUGCUGAAGCAAGAAUAGAGACUAGCUGGCUGGCUACGCGGUGCGAGAAUGGUGUUAGCCUACACCGCUUUACGGGAAGAAAAUUAAUUCACCAUUCAAGUAUGUUACAACGGCAGAAGCAGUAAUACUAAUUAAAACUGUAGAUCUAGUGUUUUUUUCGCUACACAAUCAGCCCAGUGGAUAUCGAAAUAGGAUAGCUAACCAGCUAACAUUAGCUCCGGUUGCUAAAGUGAUUAGAGUAGCUAUCAGCCUUUGAGGCGUAAACAGAAACCCGUGACAGGAAGAGCCCGUAAUAUCUGCUCUUGCUGCUGUCGGAGCUUCCAUCGACCCUCCCAACUGAACCCCGUGAUCAACAAAACAGCACAACAGAGUGGAGGAAAAAUGGCGAGCGGGGAGGAGGCUGGACACCGCUCUGUUUCCUCCUCUUCGGUGGGCCUGGAGUCACUGUUCCCAGGCGAGGAAGGCGAAGAAGCUGGCGUGGAAGGGAGCCCGGAGCUCGUACAACUGCGGGAGCGACUUCAGGGUUGGCUGUCACCAUACGAGCCCGUAAUGUUGUGGAUGCAGCGGCUGCUGGUGUGGGAGAGGCCGCUGCACAGCAUCUUCGUUGCAUUUACCCUGAACACCGCUUUCUGGCUUCUGUCGUCCACGUCCGUGCGACCUGUUUUUCUCCUGAGUAUGGCUCUUCUUGGACUAGUGCUUCUGGACAGGUGGAAGCAUAAAUUGCCCAAUCUCACAGCCCAGUUUCCAGAGGCACCCGUCAGUCAAAGGGAGAGCGUGACGGUGCAGCCCCGGCUCCUCAGUGUUCCGGAACUCAGUCACCACCUGGCGGAGAGCUAUCUCACCUGCAGCUUGUACCUCCAGGAGGCGCUGCAGUACAAACGGCUGAACCACGGCAAGUUCUGUGUGGUGGUGUGUGCAGGCUGCGUGGUUCUGGCUGUUGUGGGGCAUUACGUACCAGGAGUUAUGAUUUCCUACAUCAUACUGCUGAGCGUGCUGGUUUGGCCCCUGGUGGUCUACCACGAGCUGAUCCAAAAAAUGUACACGGGGCUGGAGCCCAUCCUGAUGAAACUGGACUACAGCAUGAAGGGGGACACGCAGCCACACAAGAAGAAGGUGAAGAAGGAGUCGGAGGACGGGGCCGAGCCGCAGGUGGAGACGGAGAGCGAGAGCGAAGAGGAGCUGUCCUGCUUCGCCCCCACGGUGGACGCGAAGACCACCGCCCUGGCCAUGGCCAUCACCGACUCGGAGCUCUCGGACGAGGAGGCGUCCAUCUUGGAGAGCGGCGGGUUCUCCGUGUCCAGAGCCACAACCCCACAGCUCACCGACGUCUCCGAAGUCCAGGUCGUGUCUGUGAGUGCGUUCUCUGGCUGUGACGCUGCAGAUCUGGACGUGCAGAGCGUGCACAGCGAGCACGAGGAGGCCUUCUCCAGCGACCUGCCGGAGUUCCCCUCCGUGGAGGAGUUCUCCAUCGAGCAGAACCUGCUGCAGUUCCCCCUGCGGUCGGCCGCCCCGGACCGGGGCGAGGGGGCCGCCGCUGACCCCCCCGGGCCGGAGCCCCAGAGCCCCGCCAGCCUGCUGAUCCAGCACCUGGCGUCCCCGCUCCACUUCGUCAACUCGCACUUCAACGGGCACGGCCGGCAGGCGGGCGGGGCCGAGGCGGGCCGGCAGGCGGGCGGGGCCCAGGCGGGCCGGCAGGCGGGGGGGGCGACGGGCCCCAGCCCCGCCCUGGAGGCCCUGAGCGAGGAGAUGGUGAGCACGGCCAUCUCCAGUGUGGUGCGCAGCACGCUGUCCGCCCUGCUGCGCUCCAGCGAGGCCAGCGAGGGUCCCGCCAUCGCCGAGUUCCUGCCGGACGAGACCCCGCCGGCCCCCGAGGCCGAGCCCGAACCCGAGCCCGCGCCCCAACCCGAGGACCCCGCCGCCGAGGGGGCCGAGAAGGACCAGGCUGCGGACACGCCCACCGACACGCCCACUCCCGCCGACACGCCCACCCCCGCCGAGGAGGAGGACUUCGAGCUGCUGGACCAAAGUGAACUGGAGCUGAUGGACAGGGAGCUGGGCCUGAGCUCUGAGGGACAGGAAACUGCUGUAGCCCCGCCCACACAGAUAGCCCCUCCCACCCAGCACCCCGAGGAGUCCUAGCUUCCUCACUGCUUGUAGUUUCGUUUAUUUAUAGUAAUAUAUAUAAAAAUAUA
Messenger RNA from Anguilla anguilla (European eel), 2462 nucleotides. RefSeq names its product reticulophagy regulator family member 2 (gene retreg2). Lineage: Eukaryota; Metazoa; Chordata; Actinopteri; Anguilliformes; Anguillidae. The record is from RefSeq and is a predicted model, not a curated record. The transcript has 9 exons. The coding region runs from base 652 to 2409 and encodes 585 amino acids.